This is a messenger RNA of Plasmodium vivax (malaria parasite P. vivax), 1053 nucleotides long. RefSeq lists its product as hypothetical. NCBI's taxonomy places the organism in Eukaryota, Apicomplexa, Aconoidasida, Haemosporida, Plasmodiidae. The transcript is spliced from 4 exons. The coding region runs from base 1 to 1053 and encodes 350 amino acids. The record is from RefSeq and is a predicted model, not a curated record.
AUGAACAAAAUCAUAAGCGACAUUUUGAAGCUGCCGCCCAGCAAUUCCUGCUUGAGCAAAAUUUGCAGAACGACGAAGCUAACCCUAAUUUUGAUUAGCAUAUGCAGCAAUGUGCUGAGGUACGCCAAGUUGGACACAUUUGCACACGGCUUGUACAACAAGCUGCACACGAACAAGUGGGUCGGCGGGGACGCCUCGCGGCAGGCGCUGACGGGAGUGAGAGCCCCACACUGCUUCUUCAUCUGUCUAGAUGAAGUAAUAAUGGUGGACUUGGUUAAAUUUUGCAAUUAUUUCUGUAACAUAAAGAUUUUGCACGUGAAGGCAGACUCCUUCAACAUUUUGUUUGCGCAAAAAUAUGACAUCCUCGUGAUUAACAUAAAUAAUUUGAACAGCCUCCAAAUAAACGUGUUGGUGGAAUUGAUGAAGAACGGCGUGUACAGGUGCAAGAAGGCGCUCUUCCCGGUGUCCACCACGUUUUGGGUCUACGCGGUGAAGUCCUACAUACGGAGUGAGCAGGAAUUCAACACGUACAUCAAGGGGAACCUCCUGGCGCGAUUCGAUUUUUUAUUCGAGCUCAGCUUUGAUGGUGAGGAAGACAUCAUCGACGAGGUUUUAAGAAGCACGGAUGAAGUGGGAAGGGAAAAUGGCAAUUUGCACUUUGAGCUGAAUAAGAACUACUCCUAUUUGAAGAAAAGCCAUUUGACCCAUUUUGAGUUCAAGGGGAUGUGCAGCGUGACCAAGUCCAUCAUCCAGAAGUACUUCAGCAUGGCCGCGGAUUUGUCCACCUUGACAGUGCACCACAUAGGCAUAUGCGAGUUGCUAUGCAUCAGUGCAUCCCUCCUGUUUAAGAAGAAGGAAUGCCUCAUUGAGCAUGUCGUUUUGGGGCUCUUCUUAUACGACAAAUUUGUCUCUUCCACGAAAAAUAAGUUAACCCAAUUUGAUAAAAACGUACUAGACAGCGUGAUGAAUUCGCGGGGUGAGGAGAGCUUCUCCUUUCAAAAAUUAAUGAAUUAUUUUUCCUCCUACUUGGGUGCCACGAUGAGCAUGCAGUGA